UUCUUAAUUCCCAGAAUGCCUCUACUGACUCUAUUAUUCAUGUUUAUUUAUCAACGGCAUUUAUACAAUGAUAUUUAAGAUUUGCUGGCAACUUUUGCAUGGCAGUAAUGAGUAUGAGAGUGCUGAAAAGCUGCCUGAAGUUCUUGUGAUAGCCAUGUUCCAUGUCCAAUCAGCAAUGGGCAUAUGUUGUUCAAUAAGGACCUCCCAUUUCUGUUGAUGUGUUAAUAAUUGGCAGCUGUGGUGUCCUCAGUGAAAGUGUGGUACUGCUGCUUGUUCCCUGAAAUCAGAAAAGUGUACUGUUUUGCUGAUGGAGACAACCCACAAAUACCAGAAACCAGAUGACACUAAACAAUGGGCAAAGGAACUAAAAGCUUCAGACGCUGGUGAUGACACAUCUUCUGUCAUAUUUGUCCUUCAUGAUAGGCUGAUAGCUGUUUCAAUGAUGCUCUGAGCACUUCUGACCACCCACUUCUCCAAGGAUGUAGAUUGAUCUUCCUCAGAAUGUUGAUGGUGAUGGGCCUUCUUGAUGAGGGGCGAGGUGUGGAGGACUCAACAGAAGUCUUGUGUUAAGACUUGAAGCUGUUGACUCUACAGCAGUUCCAUUAAUGGAGAUGGGUCUGUGGGUCACACUCAGUUUCCUGAAGUCAACGAUCUGCUCCUGGGUCUUGCUGAUGUUGGUGCACAGGUUGUUUCUAGGUCACUAGCAGUUCCACCUUCUCCCUGUAGGCUGUCUCAUCAUUGAUGUUUAUUUAAUGAUGGAGUUUGUGUUAUGCCUAAGGUAGGGUGACCAUACUGUACGUCCUCUUUUCCCUGGACAUGUCCUCUAUUUCGCACAUUAAAAAAGCAUCCAGACAAAAAUAGCGGGAAAAAUAGCCUCUUAGAUAAUCGGUAUUGGCCAAUACAUCGGUGCAUCUCUAAUAUAUCUAGUAAUAAUAUAUAUGUGAUGAAAAGUUUUCAUUCACAGUAACAUUGUUUUGAACAUGCAUCAGACACCAUGGUCCUAUACCACGGUCCAGCUUUCGUGACUGUGAUGAGAUCAAAAUGACUUGGUUGUUGUGUGAUAUUUAUAGACCAUGAACGUAUUUGUGAGAAAAAUAUUUCGUCCAUACCAUACCACACCAUCACCACCACCAUACCACAGGAGUGCUGAAUGCACAAGCAAUGAGUUCUCACUUACAAUUCAAGGAAACUAGGCAGUAUAAAUUUAAAUAUUUUACGUUGAUAAAGAAACACAUUUCACUCAGCAACAGAGAGCUGUUUAUUGAUCAGCUCUAUGGAUAAACUAGCAAGACUUUUCUUUAAUAGACCGGCUAAACACCCUCUUUCUUUCUUUCAUUCUUUCUUUCUAUCCAGUAACUUAGAAUACAGGAAGUGAGCGGUUAUAACAGUAACUUUGGAACUUCCUCUACUUCUCAGUAAAGCAUAAUUAGAACUGUAAAAGGAGAUUCAUCUUGCUAUUGUAGUUUCUCAUCACUCACGACUAAGAUCUCUAACAAGUACAGAGAGGACUGUUCUCUGGACAAAAUGAGAAUACAGGUCAUCUUUGGAAUCCUGCUGAUUUUCACAAAAGCUGCCAUGGGUUUGCUGUUUCAGGAUCCUGUUGUCUGUAGAUUUAAUGAGAGUAGUCAGUGUUAUAUAGCUCUGGGACAACGACUGCACCUGCAAAUGCCCCUGGAGGAUAGGUUUGAACUAAAGAUCACAGACAAGACAUCUACCACUCGUUUCAUUUUAAAAUAUAGAAAAACCCAAAGUAACCCACCAAAACCAAAUCUCCCAAGAUGGCAGUUUGUUAAAGAUAAUAAAACUAUGAUACUAACCAGUGCAGAGAGGAACGACUCUGGAACAUACACUUUAGAUAUUUAUGAUGCAAACAGGAAUACUAAAGGCAGUUAUACUUUCCAGGUGAACAUUGCAGCUGAGGUGUCCUCAGUAAAUAUGUGGUACAGCUGCUUGCUCCCUGGAGUCAUGAAAGUGUACUGUUCUGCUGAUGGAGACAACUUCCGCUUCAACUGGACUUCUGAUUUAAACACAUUCCCUCAACUGGAGGACGGGAGCAGCACUGUCGUACUGAAUAAAGACCAUCAUGGAAAUGUCACCUGCCAUGUAGAAAAUCAUGUCAGCCGUGACCACAAUACCACUGAACUCCACCCAUGUCCUGAACCUACUACUGCAGUAAUCAGCUCCACAACUUCUAAUGAUGGUUUGCUGUUUCAGGAUCCUGUUGUCUGUAGAUUUAAUGAGAGUAGUCAGUGUUAUGUAGCUCUGGGACAACGACUGCACCUGCAAAUUCCCCUGGAGGAUGGGAUUGAACUAAAGAUCACAGACAAGACAUCUACCACUCAUUUAAUUUUAAAAUAUAGAAAAACCCAAAGUAACCCACCAAAACCAAAUCACCCAAGAUGGCAGUUUGUUAAAGAUAAUAAAACUAUGAUACUAACCAGUGCAGAGAGGAACGACUCUGGAACAUACACUUUAGACACCUUUGAUGCAAACGGGAAUAAUAAAGGCAUUUAUAGUCUCCAGCUGUACAUUGAAGCUGAGGUGUCCUCAGUGAAUAUGUGGUACAGCUGCUUGUCCCCUGGAGUCAUGAAAGUUUACUGUUCUGCUGAUGGAGACAACCUCCGCUUCAACUGGACUUCUGAUUUAAACACAUUCCCUCAACUGGAGAACGGGAGCAGCACUGUCGUACUGAAUAAAGACCAUCAUGGAAAUGUCACCUGCCAUGUAGAAAAUCACGUCAGCCGUGACCACAAUACCACUGAACUCCACCCAUGUCCUGAACCUACUACUGCAGUAAUCAGCUCCACAACUUCUAAUGAUGGUUUGCUGUUUCAGGAUCCUGUUGUCUGUAGAUUUAAUGAGAGUAGUCAGUGUUAUGUAGCUCUGGGACAACGACUGCACCUGCAAAUUCCCCUGGAGGAUGUGUUUGAACUAAAGAUCACAGACAAGACAUCUACCACUCGUUCAAUUUUAAAAUAUAGAAAAACUAAACGUAACCCACCAAAACCAAAUCUCCCAAGAUGGCAGUUUAUUAAAGAUAAUAAAACUAUGAUACUAACCAGUGCAGAGAGCAGCGACUCUGGAACAUACACUUUAGAAACCUUUGAUGCAAACGGAAAUAAUAAAGGCAUUUAUACUCUCCAGCUGAACACUGAAGCUAAGGUGUCCUCAGUAAAAUUAUCGUACAGUUGCAUGUUCCUUGGAGUCAGGAAGGUGCAGUGUUCUGCUGAUGGAGAAAACCUCUACUUCAGCUGGACUUCUGAAAUAACCACUCGGUUAGAGAAUGGGAACAGCACUCUCCUACUGGAUAAAAACUGUAAUGUAAACAUUACCUGCCAUGUUGAAAAUCACGUCAGCCAUAUCCACAGAUCCAUUGAACUCCACUCAUGUUCUGGUUUUAUGGUGGUGUUUUUGUCUGUGUGGAUCUUUCAAGUCAUCAUCCUGCUGUCUCUGUUAGUGGGAGCGUACAUCUACCCCAGAAUCUACAGGAAACAGAGGACACCUGAGAUUCAGGAAGCUCUGUAAACCUGGAUUAGGAACAGAAGAAGCAGAUCUCCUCUAUGCAACCAUCAAUAACAGAUGGCUAACAGAGAACAUAAAUUUAAUUCCUCAAUCCACAAAAAAAUUCAAAUAAAUCAGACUCAAGAUUCCUGUAGAUUCGUUGAGGCACCGAGUGCUAAUUUUCAGUUGUUUCUGGUAUUCUUUCUUUUUUAAUAUUUUAAAAAUAAUGCAAUGCUUUGAUACAGUUGUUACAAACAUGCCAACAAUGCUUUUGUGGGAAUGAUUUUAAUAAAGUUUUUGAAAUGUAAAUGUAGGUAUAUGUACUGUACGUGUGAAUGCUGAAAUAAAGUCUUUUUUUUUUUUUUUUAACUGACACACCUAAACUCACUGUUCUUGAUGUAUGAUGUAACUUUUGAGUUCUAAAUUCAACAAAUUAAAUCAUUCCCAAAAUAAAAUGCUGUACUGUCUGGU
This is a messenger RNA of Ictalurus punctatus (channel catfish), 3972 nucleotides long. RefSeq lists its product as uncharacterized. Lineage: Eukaryota; Metazoa; Chordata; Actinopteri; Siluriformes; Ictaluridae. The record is from RefSeq and is a predicted model, not a curated record. The transcript is spliced from 11 exons. The coding region runs from base 1525 to 3525 and encodes 666 amino acids.